Anopheles marshallii is the source of this 720-nucleotide messenger RNA. It is a transcript of the gene Prpk, whose product is annotated as EKC/KEOPS complex subunit TP53RK. The coding region runs from base 1 to 720 and encodes 239 amino acids. The record is from RefSeq and is a predicted model, not a curated record. Lineage: Eukaryota; Metazoa; Arthropoda; Insecta; Diptera; Culicidae. Gene Ontology annotation, cellular component: EKC/KEOPS complex; cytosol; nucleus. The transcript has a single exon. Gene Ontology annotation, biological process: protein phosphorylation. Gene Ontology annotation, molecular function: ATP binding; protein serine/threonine kinase activity.
AUGGCAGAGUCGUGUGAAAAUAGCGCUAAAGUACAGCUUAUAAAACAGGGAGCCGAAGGUAAAUUAUACAUCGGCACCUACAGAGGCACACGCUGUUUGGUGAAGGAACGCUUCGAAAAGAAAUAUCGCCAUCCGGCGCUCGAUCGUCAGCUCACCCGGCAGCGCAUUAAGGCAGAACAAAAGGCCUUCCAACGAUGUGCCACAGCCGGUCUACUAACACCAGCUCUUUACGGUGCCGAUCUAGAGGAACGAAAAAUCUACAUGGAAUAUCUCGAAAAGAGCAGAACGGCUAAGGAUUUCAUCGAUGAACUAACAGCCUCUUCGCCUGAUGCGAUGGAUUCACCACAGCUACGGAAGUUGGCUGAAAAGAUUGGCUACGUGGUUGGUGUGCUGCAUCGUAACAAUCUAGUGCACGGUGACCUGACCACCUCAAACCUGCUGCUGGAUCCAGUGGAGAAAGAUGCGGAAGAUCUUCUGUUUCCGUAUCGAUUGGUAACGAUCGAUUUUGGUUUAUCCCAUUUUAGUGAUAACAACGAAAACAAGGGUGUCGAUUUGUACGUGCUCGAGCGGGCCAUUCUAAGCGCCCAUAGUCAACUGCCGGGUCUGUUCGCGAUAAUACUGAAAGCUUACCGUGUGCACAAUACAAACAAUUGUCAGGAAACGAUUGCAAAGUAUGAGGAGGUACGUGCCCGUGGCCGCAAAAGAACGAUGGUGGGCUAA